GGAAAUAAGGCUGCCUUCACUUAAAUAUCCUUUCUACUGCUUCCCAGCUUUCUUUUCUCUUUCUUCUUUUCAUUCAAUUCUCAACAUAAAUAUUGCAAAAUGCGAUCCAAUGCCUUACUAUUGGCUAUCGGGCUUUUUGUCACGGACUCUGUGUUUGCUGGCCCUUGUAAGCCCAGAUCUUCCUCGUCAAAUGCAAUAACGACGACUUCCAUAACUAGUGCAAUCGAGUCCACUACGACUACUCUGGGAACAUCUACUGAUGUCUCCUCCAAAACAACAACCUUGGAGGCGACCACGACUACCUCCGUUGUAGAAACCACCGCGACGACAUCGAAUGCCCAGACAACUACCACUGCGGCGUCGGACGCCCCGACAAUUGCCGACAUCACCACCACAACUUCGGAGGCUGAGAGCACCACCACCGCUGCCGUGGCCACUCCAACCUUCAAAAUCGUUGGUGGCGGCGGCGCUGUGAAUGGCGCAGUUCUCAAAAGUCUUGAUGUUGAGGGCAGCCCAAUAAUGUUUAACCCCAACUACCCUCUCAACGAUUACAAACCCAGAACGUACAUCAUCGAGCCCAGCACCGGCCGAGUUAAAGAUAAAGACACCGGAUACUAUUUGUGCGCAUACUAUCAAAGCUCUGGCGUGAUCGAGCCGGCCAAUAUUGCAGUGUGCACAGGCACCCCCGGUCCCGACCAGACAUCCGAGUACGUGAACUGCCGGGUCGUCGGUGGCAAGCUCUCAUGCACAGUUCCUCAAACCGUGUGCACCAUGGACUUCUUUGACCCUUUCAGCCUCCCAACAUGCGAAACUUCGUCCAGCAACGAAGUAUACGAUCAGCUUUAUUACCGGGUGCUUGGUGACCAAUACAUCUUUCUUGGCACAGGUAGCCCUGAUAAUACUUAUGCGGCCGUCGACCUCAUUGCUCAAGAAGCAUGAGCUAAUGGACCGAGGAUAGCAGUUCAGGAUGUGUUAUUUCCAGUAAAAGCUACAUUCUACACCCCAUGUUUCAGUACUCAGCAAUCUAUACAAUUAUUUUGGGAACUUGUACCUGAAUCAAAGACACCGCAAAAAGUGCAAACGUUCGUCACGUAAUUGAGUAGAUGCGCGUUGGUAAGCUAGGCUGUAGGUGUCUUGUUAUGGAUCUAAAACUCCAGUCUAUCUGUACAGAAUAAAAGAAGACGGCAAAAUUUAUGGC
Molecule: messenger RNA, 1198 nt
Organism: Fusarium redolens
Lineage: Eukaryota; Fungi; Ascomycota; Sordariomycetes; Hypocreales; Nectriaceae
Exons: 2
Coding region: 100-939 (279 amino acids)
Source: RefSeq, a predicted model, not a curated record